Molecule: messenger RNA, 2463 nt
Organism: Amyelois transitella
Lineage: Eukaryota; Metazoa; Arthropoda; Insecta; Lepidoptera; Pyralidae
Gene: Cjhbp
Product: glyoxalase domain-containing protein 4
Exons: 5
Coding region: 201-1058 (285 amino acids)
Source: RefSeq, a predicted model, not a curated record
UAAGUUGAUUGAAUAGGUAGGUAGGUACCUUACAUUGAUUUAUAGAUUGAUUUACACAUUUUGUAAUUUUUGUACAAAUUUGUGCAUUUUUUUGUAAGAAUUAAAUCAAAAGAUUGAUUGUUCUAGGUUCUAAAUUCUAAACAUUAUCCCUACUUAUCGGAUAGGAAUAUUAGGUAUUAUUGUCAGUAAUAAUUAGCAAAAUGAUAAGUGGUCGUCCCUUGCAUUUUGUUUUCAAAGUUGCGAAUAGGACUCUGACCGCAAAAUUCUACAGAGACAUCUUGGGAAUGAAGGUACUGCGUCAUGAGGAAUUUUCUGAAGGAUGUGAGGCUUUAUGCAAUGGACCAUACGCAAACCGCUGGAGCAAGACCAUGAUAGGUUACGGGCCAGAAGACACCCAUUUUGUGGUGGAACUGACCUACAACUAUGGUAUCACAAGUUACGAGUUGGGCAAUGACUUUGUUGGACUCACGAUACAGUCAAGCGAGGCUUUGAAGCGGGCUGCAGCCAACAACUGGCAGGUGAAGGAACAAAAUGGCCAGAAAUAUUUGGAGGCACCUGAUGGAUACAAAUUCUUUAUCAUUGACAAGCCACAGCCGGUUGAUAAAGAUCCUAUCAUUAAGGUUUCCCUGGCCAGUUCGAACCUGGCUCGAUCCAUCGCGUACUGGAACGGCCUGCUGGGACUGAAGAUCUUUGAGAAAGCGGAGAAGAGCGUACUUCUUGGCUUUGGUGAGGACCAGGCGAAACUCGAAUUAGUCGAUAUCGGUGGCCCAGUAAACCGCGCCAAAGCAUACGGACGUAUCGCAUUCUCCUGCCCCUACGACCAGCAACCGAUGAUCGAUCAGAAGAUCCAAGCUGCUAAGGAAACCAUUCUCACCCCCCUGAUCUCCCUGGACACCCCCGGGAAGGCUACGGUGAGGGUGAUCAUAUUAGCGGACCCAGAUGGCCAUGAGAUCUGCUUUGUGGAUGACGAAAGCUUCCGCCAACUCUCGCAGUUUGACCCAGCCAGCGACGCCGAUUUGGACAAGUUCAUUAAGGCAGACAAGUCUAGGGCUAAGUAGAGAGUUUAGUGUCAGUGAGAAUGAACCAACAAAUUUUUAUUGUAAAGGUUUUAAGGACUUAUUCCUUUUUUAAUGUUUUAAGGCCAAUACCUUAACAUAAAGAAAUUUAUGAAAUAUUAGAAAAGUUACAAUUGAUCUGCUCAAGUGAUAUCAAAACAGUGAUCCCGAAAAUAAGGCAUCCUCCUACUUUUUCUGUAUGUGUAUGUUAAAUUUCAAGGUUUAUCGAAAUUAAAUUAUUUGAAAACUGGUUACUAAUAAAUGUUAGUGUUGUUCUCAAUUUCAUUAUAUUAUAUUUCAAUAUUACUUUGAUUUCAGACCUUAUUUUUGUGAAAUAACAGACUUCAGAAGUUCAUUCUCAUUGAUAUUUGGCAGCCUAUGAUAUGUAUUAUGUUUAACGGCCUUUUUUUAUGCCUACUAUUAAUUAUUAGAAGGUACUAGCAUCGUAUUAUGCUCAUUCUUGGGUACGCCCAUCACAAAAUUAUAUGAUUCCUCUUUUAUAUUGUUAUAAAAUUAUUUGUUAUUACAUUUUCUUUACUUCUAUCGAAGAUUUAUGUCAACUAAGUCUCAAAAGAAUUAAGUAAAUUUUUUUAAGAAGCAUGUUUAAAUUUAGACUCUCCUUAUAAAGGAGUUACAAAUUUUGUCCUGGCGUCGCCAGUGGCUUGCAAUAACAUUAAUUUGUUAAACACAUGUGAUAAAAUUGAAUUUAUAAGUAUAGGUAUUAUAUGCAAAUAAAAUAACGAACGUGCCAGAUGUGUAUAUGUGAACAUUAACCGUGGUCGCUCAUGUAACCGGCUUACGGCAAGUAAAAUACUUAUAGACCAUUUCUUAACUACUGAAAUUAAUGUAAACAAUCUUGUUACGUAUAGAGACGUAACAAGAUUGUUUACAUUUAUUUCAGUUGAGAAAUACGUAUUAAAAUUAAUAAGCCAUGAGGAAAAAAAACAAAAUUAAAGAUUUCAUUUCUUUUGCUAUUAACCAUACUUUAUUUCACAGAUAAAAAGACAUUUCAAUGGACUAUAAGCAUAUCUUUAUCAUGAAAACAAUUUUGUAAUAAGUAGCUCGGAAUCGUUAUCAAAAGAUACUGAAAUAAUAUGACCCUCGAUUGUAAUUUAUAAUUACAAAUAAUGGUGCCUUGUAUUUACAUAGCUGACUUGCAUAAAAAAUCACAAAUAUACAUAGCUGUAGGUCAAUCGUAAAUGUUCACAUCCAACACAUAAUUUUUCACUCGUUAUUAUAAGUUUCGCUUGAAUAUCAUUCCCAGUUUGAAUAUUAGAAGUAAGUUAAAUUAGUAUUUUCUAUAUCUGUUACUUUGUUUAUGUAAGAAAUAUUUAACAUUUAUGUUUACUAUGCAUAUUACAUACUUAAUGCAAGUUUUAUUAAUCUAAUAUAAUGUACGAACAAUGAA